Messenger RNA from Fopius arisanus, 2014 nucleotides. It is a transcript of the gene Mtp, whose product is annotated as microsomal triglyceride transfer protein large subunit-like. Gene Ontology annotation, molecular function: lipid binding. The record is from RefSeq and is a predicted model, not a curated record. The transcript has a single exon. NCBI's taxonomy places the organism in Eukaryota, Metazoa, Arthropoda, Insecta, Hymenoptera, Braconidae. Gene Ontology annotation, cellular component: basolateral plasma membrane; Golgi apparatus; endoplasmic reticulum. Gene Ontology annotation, biological process: lipoprotein metabolic process. The annotation marks the transcript as partial.
GGAUCAGCAUCGACCUCCGCAACUCAUCAGGCAGCUAUGAAGAUUCUCCGUCAAGAUGAGACUGGUGACGAAAUGGAGCGAUAUCUGUGGGCGCUUUCGAUGUCCCCAGUGCCACAUCCGGACAUUAUCAAAGAUAUUCUGAAGCGUUCGGAGGAGACACUGCAAAAUGAACGCGUGUCAGAGACACUAGCGCUGACAGCAGCUGCCAUGGCGAGACAGUUGGAUACUGCGUCGAUAAAGGAAAAGGUCCGGAUCAGUCUGGAAUUGGGACUGGACACGUGCACCGGUGAUGAUUGCCGACUCAAAUUCCUCCGGGCCCUGAGGAAUCUACGGAGUAAAGCAUCUCUACCAGUUCUGAUGUCUUACGCGAUCAAUGGGACACGAUCCACUAGUGUAGCAGCUUGGCGGGCCCUAGCAGCUCUCGACAACAAAUACAUCACAGAUGAUGUGAAGAUUGCAGCCAAACGUACCUUCUUCCAAAUUGGAGGGCCUAAGAGGGACAGCAGUGCCAGAACUCUAGCUGCUGACAUUGUUCUCGAAGGCGAGCCAACAGUUGAUGAACUCAGGGGAUUCCUCGAGUACCUCACAACGACCGAUUCCAUGUAUGAGGUGCAGAGGUACCUCAGUCAGAGGCUAGAACAGAUCGCUGAGAAGAACUCAAUGUUUCGGGAGAGACUCAAUAGCGCCAUUGAAGCUGAAGCGAAAAGAGUGAGGAAUUACAAUGUCCUGGCACAUCGUGGAAUGAGCACUGCAUUCACCAGACCCUUUCUCACUUCGUCCGCAAGUAAUGGAUCGCUAGUGACCGUCCAGGAGGUCAACUCUGGGCUGUUGAAGCGAGGAAUUGUCGAUGUUGUUAUGCAGACUGGUCCCCAUGAGGAAGCCCUCUUCUCUCUUGGUCUAUUCGCUGGUGGUCUCGGCAGUUUCAUGUCAUCGAACUCUCAGGAGGAAUCUGAGGAGGAAGUGGCCACUGCGGGAAUGGAGAUUGGAAUUCUUGGGGUCGGGGUCAGACCCUUUGUCUUCUUCUCCGGACAGGGUGAGCUCAUGGGACACGUGUGGUCGGGAACCGCCUCCGAGAGGACUCCUGCAUUCCAGACAAUUGCCAAUCUCCAUCGGCACAGGGAAUCGGUGCAAUUGGCUGUUGGUUUCAUCGCUGAGAUCGAUGUCGAAGGGGCUGUGAGUUUUGAUCUUGCUGGACAGAUUCAGCUCUCCCUGUGGUCCAGAAAUGCCCAAUCCCUCGUGGAAAUGGCAGCUGGGGUCGCUGUCAAGGGUGACGUCAGGAUAAAAUCGGAUUUUGUCCUGAGUAAUUCAGAGUUCGCUCUCAUAUUGGAACCUAAACUCAAAUUAUCGACGGACGUUGACUUCUCGGGACCCGUCAGUCUCUGUAUGAAACUGACGCAACCCGAUAUCUCCACUAUUCAUCAGAUUUAUAAAAUCGAGAGGAUACCAGGCAGCAAGCACCGACUCAGGAAGACGCGGCGAGUUAUCGUUCCAACACCAGCUAGAUCCUAUUUGCUCAACAGGAAGAAUAACGAGAUGUGCUCAAAGGUGUUUAGUUAGUGAUUUGUAUCAGCUGCAGUGACUCAAUCAAUUCAUCAUCAGAACUAUUUUUUUCCAAUUGUUUUCAAUUAUUCCGUGCUCACACCAGGGAAUAGCGAACGACUUUGUGAUCCAGUGUAUUUGAUUUUCUCAUGCUCACCCCAGUGAUGACUCCAUUUACUCAUCUUCAGUUAAUCAUUAAAUCUAGCUUUAAGUCUGUGAAAAUAUUUUUAACGCACUUGUUUAGCUGUUUUACAAUAAUGCGUGCACUGUUAAAAAAUUACGCUUGAAAUUUCAGGUAAAAUACACACAAUUUCAAUUUCAGUUUGAAUUUUCAAUAAUUAUUUAACAGUGUAUGCAACAACUGAAGAUGUGAGUGAUAUUCCGAGUGAAUGAGUGAGUGAUCCAUGUUUUUCAUUCUGUUCGAUAAAUGCCAUAUUUUAUUAAUAACAAAAUGAUAUGAAAUGAAUAAAUGAAA